Molecule: messenger RNA, 792 nt
Organism: Sphenostylis stenocarpa
Lineage: Eukaryota; Viridiplantae; Streptophyta; Magnoliopsida; Fabales; Fabaceae
Source: the annotation of a GenBank genome assembly
AUGAAGCUCAUUAAAGGCACUGUGUUAUUAACAAUAACAUUAUUAAGCGCCCCCCUUCUGAUUCUAAUCUUCUUCCCCCAAAACAAAGUGAACCCAUCUUCUCCACAACCAAUACAGCGAAAUUCCUCUUCCUCCUCCAUGUCGAGAGCGCGAAGCUUUGUUCUAUGGCUUCACGGUCUGGGUGACUCUGGCCCAGCCAACGAACCCAUCAAAACCUUGUUCACUUCUCCCCAAUUCAGAGACACCAAAUGGUCCUUCCCUUCUGCCCCUUUCGCCCCUGUCACUUGCAACUAUGGUUCUGUAAUGCCUUCGUGGUUUGACAUUCUUGAGAUUCCUGUCACAGCUGAAUCUCCAAAUGACGAGAGUAGUUUACUUAAAGCUGUUCGAAAUGUGCAUGCUACUAUAGACAGGGAAAUAGCUGCUGGUGUAAACCCCAACAAUGUAUUUAUCUGUGGAUUCAGUCAAGGAGGUGCCUUAACCUUGGCUAGUGUUCUACUGUACCCUAAAACUUUAGGUGGUGGUGCAGUCUUUAGUGGUUGGGUUCCAUUCAAUUCGUCUAUUAUAGAACAAAUUACACCCGAGGCAAAGCAGACACCCAUACUAUGGUCCCAUGGACUGGUUGAUAGAACGGUAUUGUUUGAGGCCGGACAAGCAGGUCCUCCCUUCCUUGAAAAAAUUGGUGUUGGUUGUGAGUUUAAGGCUUAUCCAGGUAUUGCCCACUCCAUAAACGAUGAGGAGCUGCUGUAUCUCGAGUCAUGGAUCAAGGCACGCCUGCAGACUUCUUCCCAAUAG